AUGAGAAACGAAUUAUACCAGUUAUGGUGUGUGGCGAGUGCAGCAAGAGGGGUAGCCAAGAGCUCAUUCGUAAGGGCCAAUUCGGCCAUGUGUGAGUACGUGCGCACGUCCAACGUCUUGAGUCGCUGGACUCGGGACAGGCAAUGGGAAGCAGCUAAGGCCCUAUCACAACGGGUCAAGAAAGAGUAUGCCGCCAAUUAG
This is a messenger RNA of Saccharomyces cerevisiae S288C, 201 nucleotides long. It is a transcript of the gene COQ21, whose product is annotated as Coq21p. The coding region runs from base 1 to 201 and encodes 66 amino acids. The transcript has a single exon. Lineage: Eukaryota; Fungi; Ascomycota; Saccharomycetes; Saccharomycetales; Saccharomycetaceae. The record is from RefSeq and is marked reviewed.